Molecule: messenger RNA, 891 nt
Organism: Penicillium digitatum Pd1
Lineage: Eukaryota; Fungi; Ascomycota; Eurotiomycetes; Eurotiales; Aspergillaceae
Product: Helix-loop-helix DNA-binding
Molecular function (GO): protein dimerization activity
Source: RefSeq, a predicted model, not a curated record
AUGUGCAUCAUGGCUUGCAACCGAUCCAAUGAGAUCCCCAAUCUCUCCAUAGACCAGGGGACCUACCUCAGCCAACAUCUGAGUCCCCAGUCUCGACCUGCCGACUACUUCGACAGGCCCGACCCUCUCGCUGCCAACUGGAGCUAUGACAACGCCAUUGACCUGUUCUCCAUCAACCCCACAGAUAUGGAGCCCGUCUCAUUCGACUUCGCAGACAGUCUGACGAACCUUGAAUCCAAGGAUCUCUUCAGUGACCCAUUUGCUAGCUCUGGGAUUAGUGGCUUUUCCAUGCCCGAAGAUGCGGCUUCACUAUCAUCGGAGUUCGAAAGUGACGACCAAACAUGGCCAUCCGCUGUUGCCCGCCAUUCCAUCGACUCGAACACAUUUGAAACACAGUCGACAAACCAAUCCACAAACUACACCUCUUCUCAACUUCCAACACAGAGCAAGGCUCGCUCAUCUUCAACAAGAUGGUCAUCGAGUCCAGAGAUGAAGGAAGAAGAGAUUACUACGCCCCAACCCUCCAAACCCACAUCCCGCAAGACCCGCAGCUUUUCCCGAGAUUCAACCCGCUCAUCAACGGGCGGUCAAGACCCUCAGAUGCGGAAUGCCGCUAAGCGUGCCGCCCAUAACAUCAUCGAGAAGCGCUACCGCACCAACAUGAACGCCAAAUUUGUUUCUCUCGAGCAAGCCAUCUCCCCCUCGGGUGUUCAGAAGCAUUCCAAGGUUGGCGCGGGGUCUCUCAAAAAGUCCGAGAUUCUAACCAAUGCUCUUACCUACAUCGAUGGUAUCCAGCAGGAGAACCAGGCUCUGCACAAGGAGCUCGCACUUCUCAAGCAAAACUUGCUGCCGGGAGGUAUCUGGCGCCAUGCUAAAAAUCCUCGAUUAUGA